Setaria italica (foxtail millet) is the source of this 3235-nucleotide messenger RNA. Its product is annotated as cytochrome P450 716B1. The record is from RefSeq and is a predicted model, not a curated record. Bases 369 to 1829 code for a protein of 486 amino acids. Gene Ontology annotation, biological process: sterol metabolic process. Lineage: Eukaryota; Viridiplantae; Streptophyta; Magnoliopsida; Poales; Poaceae. Gene Ontology annotation, molecular function: oxidoreductase activity, acting on paired donors, with incorporation or reduction of molecular oxygen; heme binding; monooxygenase activity. The transcript has 3 exons.
UUAUAUUACAACCGAGGGAUUAGCUAGGCUUCAAGUAAAUGGAAGUCCUUAAUUAAGAUUCACAUCUUAUCAGACCUGCAGGGCUCCACAUAUAUAGGACAUGAAUGCACUAUCUUUGUUUAGAUAUCCUAAUAGUCUAAUAUUCAUCUCGUCAGUCAGAUCAUAACCACUACCAAUAAAAUAUGCACUACAAAGCAAAACAUGACGAUCUGACUUUAUAGCAGCUUGUCCUUGGUACUCCAAUGGCAUCCCCCUCCUAAUGAUUCCCUCCACCACCACCACUUCAAGCCGUGGAAUCUUGCAAUAUAUUCAGAUCAAAAAAUAUUCACACAGCACCCGGCUGAAGCAAAGGCGCAAGCCGCAAAGCAAUGGAUGCUGAUUCGGCGACGAUGGUGGCAGCGACACUAGCCAUCCUUGUCGCGUUCGUCGCUUCGGUCCCCCUGCUGUACCGCCUCCUCUUCACCGGCGCCGGCGACAAGACGACGGGGAAGCCCCUGCCUCCGGGCUCCUUCGGCCUACCCGUCGUCGGGCACACGCUCAGCCUCCUGCGCGCCCUCCGCGCCAACACCGCCGAGGAAUGGCUCCGCCGGCGCGCAGCGGCCUACGGCCCGGUGUCGCGGAUGUCCCUAUUCCGCCGCCCGACGGCCUUCCUCGUCGGCCCCGCCGCCAACAAGUUCCUCUUCACCAGCCCGGCGCUGACCACCGUGAACAGCGAGUCCUUCAGCCGCAUGGUCGGCCGGCGUACGCUCCGCGACGUCGCCGGCGACGACCACGCCCGCGUCCGGGCCAUGAUGGUGCAGUUCCUCAAGCUGGAUGCCAUCAAGAGGCACGUCGCCGCCAUGGACGCCGAGGUCCGGCGCCACCUCGACACGCACUGGAGCGGCCGCGCCGCCGUCGCUGUGAUGCCGUCGAUGAAGUCGCUCACGUUCGACGUGAUGUGCACCGUCCUCUUCAAGCUGGGGAGCGACGCCGCCGUCCGGGAGGAGCUGUCGACGGAGUUCCAGAAGCUUGCGAGGGGGAUCUGGGCGGUGCCGGUCAACGUGCCCUUCAGCACCUUCAGCCGGUGCCUGGCGGCGAGCCGGCGCGGGCGGCGCGCCGUCGCGGCGGUCAUCGAGGAGAGGAGGGACAAGCUACGGCGGGGAGAGAGCUCGCCGACCGACGACGUGGUCACCAACAUGCUCGCCGGCGGCCUCCCCGACGAGGAGAUCACGGACAACAUCAUAUUCCUCAUGAUCGCCGCCCACGACACCACCGCCGCUCUCAUCACCUUCCUCCUCCGGCAGCUCGACGCCAACCAGGACGCCUACGCCAAAGUUCUACAAGAGCAAGUAGAGAUCGCGCAGAGCAAGGCGCCGGGAGAGGCCCUGUCGUGGGACGACCUGACCAGGAUGAAGUACACGUGGGCGGCGGCGAUGGAGACCCUGCGGCUGAUCCCGACGUCGUUCAGCAUCCUGAGGAAGGCGGUGUACGACGUCGAGCACGGCGGCUCCGUCAUCCCCAGAGGGUGGAACGUCAUGAACGCGAUGACCAUGACGCACUGGGAUCCGGCCAUCUUCCCGGACCCUGGCCGGUUCGAUCCGGCGCGAUUCGAGGAGCCGUCCGCGGCGGCGAUACCGCCCUUCAGCUUCGUUCCGUUCGGCGGCGGCGCGCGCUUCUGCCCCGGCAACGAGUUCGCCAGGGUGGAGACGCUGGUGGCCGUGCACCACGUCGUCACGCGCUUCAGGUGGAAGCUCGCCGCUGGCUGCGAUGGAAGCUUCUCAAGGUUCCCGAUGCCGUACCCGUCCCAGGGCCUCCUCAUCAACGUCGAGCCUAUCGACCCUCUCCAUUGAGGUAAAACUUAAAAGGGAGAUGCUUGUGUGUAAACAUGUUCAGGAUUUAUGCUUUCUGCAUUUUAGGCACUUCACAGUCUUGCACUACUGCAUGGAGAAGGAUGGCCGCAGUAAUUUCUUGAAGAACACAUGGUGAACAUAGUUUUACAGAACAUAAAAAUAUGGCUAAGUGUGGGAACCAAUUAAGCAUACUGUACUUUUUACCUGUACGGUUGACUGGACGCGCGCCUCGCCCUGCCUUCUUCUCGCGUCUUGUCGCGGCGGCCUCCUGCUCCAAAUGGCUGUGUCUUCUAGGAUCCUGCUGAGUUCCGGUACACUGCCAUGGUGGAUGGGGAGCUUCCUCGUUCUCAAACUUGUCCGAGGAAGAGGAAUGGAGGUGCGCGCUGCUCCGCUGCCGAUUUGGUGGAAGUCUGGAAGAUCAUGGUGGCGGCUGUCGCUGAUGAGAUCGAAAACAAGGGAGUGGCGGCAGUGGUGCUAGGCUAAGUAGGAGCGGCGUGCUGGCGUGAGUGAGAUGGCUGGCAAUGGGGAUCUUUGGAACAACUUGCCGUUGCUCUGCUUCGGGAAUGGGAAGAAAUGCUAUCUCUGUCCUUAAAUGCUCUCCAAGGGUGCCUAAAAAAUAAAAUCUAGAAACCUAGUUUUUGGUCUUGCCAAAAAUCAUUGUGAGCCAAAAAAGACCUUCCUCUCCAACAGUUCCCAAUAAUUAGUGCUAAAAAAAAUUAAAUCCUGCCACAUCAUCCGUGGCCCAGCGCUUGGUAGUGGAUUCCUGCUCUGUACCGAAUGCAAGUAAAUGGUAAAUGAAUGUCAGACAAGUCCAAGCUCUAACCAUUGCUUCAUUAGUUCAUGUUGCCAUUGUAAUGUAUGUCAAUAUCUAGUCAGCUUUUAGAUCAGUGGCAAUCCUUGCACAUCAGCCUGCUCUAUGCUACUCGAUUAACUCUAUUGGCAGACAAUUCUGUUCUAGAUGACGUACAUGACUGAACUACAAGACCUAGCCGUGGAGAUGAUUAUCCAAGCAAAAUUUCGUACAGUAGUACAGAACCAGAUCCUUUGACCUGGUGACCGCCGAGGGAGGGGUCUGGCAACCUGUGACCAUUGAUGGAUGGGAAGACUUCGAUUCGAUUCAAGGGAGAUGACGCCCUGGAAGAAGGGAAGCCUGCGCCAUGGACGGAGGAAUUGAUGCGUGCGGCAAGACAGAUGGGAGGCGGCGCCGGUGGCCAAAGCGCCUGUACGGAGGGAUGGGCCUCGGCGGCGUGAGGGCACACAACUGUCUAAAUUGUAAUUUUAUUUUUUUAGAGUUUUGAUCAAAAUUAUAGAAAGGAUCAUGUCACCGAAUAAGAUCGAAUAAGAUAUUUUAUGAAAAUAUAUUUAAUGAAGAAAGUAUAAUAAAUAUUAGUGAUUUAUUGUGUAAA